AUGUCUAGCGAAAUUUCAGUUCCACCGCCAGUAUUAUGGGCACAACGAAAGGAAGAUGUUUUUCUUACAUUUAGUGUGGAAACUAAAGAUCCGACGAUCAAAAUAGAAAAGGAUUCAGUGUAUUUUAGAGGUGAAGGUGCGCCGGAUAAUAGACUACAUGAGGUAACGAUAGCACUGUACGACACUGUUCUUCCGGAAAAGAGUGUUUUUGUAAAUAAGGGCAGAUGUGUGGAGAUGAUAUUACGGAAGGAAAAAACAGAUGGUCCAUUCUGGCCGACGCUAACAAAAGACAAGAAAAAGCCGCAUUACCUGAAAAUUGAUUUCAACAAAUGGAAUGAUGAGGAUGAUGAAGUUGAAGAAAAUAAUUCAUAUGAUUUCGAGCAAAUGCUCCAGAACUUUGGUGGAGCUGGUGGUCCUGGGCAGAAGGCAGAAAAACCUUCGUUUGAUGACUUGGAAACUGACUCUGAUGAUGAGAAUUUACCUGAUCUGGAAUAA
This is a messenger RNA of Bombyx mori (domestic silkworm), 495 nucleotides long. Its product is annotated as p23-like protein. The transcript has a single exon. The record is from RefSeq and is marked provisional. Bases 1 to 495 code for a protein of 164 amino acids. Lineage: Eukaryota; Metazoa; Arthropoda; Insecta; Lepidoptera; Bombycidae. Gene Ontology annotation, cellular component: nucleus; cytosol. Gene Ontology annotation, molecular function: Hsp90 protein binding; protein-folding chaperone binding. Gene Ontology annotation, biological process: protein folding; chaperone-mediated protein complex assembly.